GAGAUUUUGCUUUUUAAGCCUAUGUUGGAAUUACUGAAAGGGUUCGUAGAAAAAAAACUUUCUCAAAUAUUUACAUUUAGAUUAAAAUAAAAACUAAACAUACUGAGGAAAUUUAAUAUUGUCAGUUAACAUACUUUUUUAAUUUCAGUGCAAGACUUAGUUACAACAGAGUAGCAUACGCGUGAAGGUUCGUUUUAGAGAGCUGCGCGUGCGAAAUUAAUCCACAUUUGAGCUCCAAACUCUACUCAAAAUUCGCCUUAUUUUUUGAUGGCAAGACCGAAUAAUGCCUCUUUAGCAUGGCUGUCUUUUCAACUCAUGCCACCCGUGAACCGACAUGGCAUUUAGCCGCGUCUUUUCGGAGCCUCCGUCCAAGAGCAUCUUCAAGACAUUCGCGGUCAUGUUUCUGUCAAUACUCGCAUCUUUAUACUUUAUACACUAUCUCGCGGACCGAUGCGGGACCUGUAUACCCACCGAGAAGAGACAGACAGGUCCGGUCGAGGGAUUAUACGCCUCCGAAAUAAAAGAUUUUGGCUCGUUGAGGAGAAAGAGGCUUCUUCAGAAAUGGACAUCCACGAAACCUCUGGUGAUGAGACGCGAAAACUUGAUCAGCCGGCUAGAGGAUGUCGAUGAAGAGGAGUUGCCUGAAUUUGAGGGACAUAAACGGACGGUGUUAAACUCCUUGGAUGUAGAUUUGGAGGCAGGUGGCUCGUAUUUUACCAGUAAAUUAAGUUCGUUGGGUGAAGGCAGUAAGAAGCUGCCUCAGGCGAUCAUCAUCGGCGUGAAGAAGGGCGGGACGCGCGCGCUGCUGGAGUUUCUGCGCGUGCAUCCAGAUAUCCGAGCGGUCGGAGCAGAACCGCACUUUUUCGAUCGUAACUAUGACAACGGACUGGACUGGUACAGAGACUUGAUGCCCAAGACCCUAGAGGGCCAGAUCACCAUGGAGAAAACCCCAAGCUACUUUGUGACGCGUGAGGCUCCGGCCCGGAUCUACGCCUUGUCCCAUGACACCAAGCUGAUCGUGGUGGUCCGGGACCCCGUCACACGAGCCAUCUCCGACUACACACAGACAUUGUCCAAGAAGCCUGACAUUCCCACCUUCGAGAGCCUGACGUUCAAAAACAGGACUACAGGGUUGAUCGACACCUCAUGGAGCGCAAUUCAGAUCGGCAUCUACGCCAAGCACCUGGACAACUGGCUGCAGUAUUUCCCAAUGGAACAGAUUUUAUUUGUCAGCGGAGAGCGUCUGAUCACCGACCCGGCCGGAGAGUUGGGCCGCGUGCAGGACUUCCUGGGCCUGAAACGAAUCAUCACAGACAAACACUUUUACUUCAAUCAGACCAAGGGCUUCCCAUGUCUUAAGAAGGCCGAGGGCAGCAGCAAACCCCAUUGCCUGGGAAAAACCAAAGGGCGGACCCACCCAAACAUUGACCCUGAGGUGGUGCAGAGACUUAGAGACUUCUACAGACCUUUUAACAUGAAGUUCUACCAGAUGACUGGCAGGACGUUUGGAUGGGAUGAUUGACAAGUCAUGAUGAACAAUAAUAAGCCACUGACUGUUUGAAAGAAUUUGAAUUAAAAGCAGUCUUAUCUUUACACCUACAAGGGAGAUACAACCUCAAUGUGACCUCACCGGCUACAUGAAUAUAUACCAUCUCACCAUAACACUUACAGUCUUUGCAAAAACCCCAAAGUGGUUUUAAGUGGCUAUGGUGAAACGUUUAGAUCCAUGUACUGUAGAGAAAAUGCUAAAGAGAUUUGAAGUGAUUUUCUCCUGGAACUAUGCAUCAUCUCUCAUAGGGACUGGGAAUUAUCCACUGCUGGGUGUCUGGGAUUGAAGAUCAAACCUUCUGCCAUAUUUAAUGUAGCUGUUUACAUACUUUUGCAAUCAUUCUAUAAAGGUAAAUAAAUGUAUUUUGUAAAGUUAUUUAUUCAUAAACAUGUGAACAUAUACAGUUGACCUAUUUUGAAUAAUCUUAGUACCUCUCUUCACUUUUGUUGCUGAAAGAAGGGGCAAUUUCUUACAACUCAAUGCCUUUUGUAAAACAUGCAUGAGGUCUACAUUUAAAAUGUAAAUGCACCUGGUUGUUUUUUUAUUUUACAAUUAAUAUUUUACAAUUAUAAAUAUUUUGGUUGGAAAAGAUGGCAAAGUCAUUUCUAGAAUAUCUCAAAAGUCAAUAAAUCAAGGAAUAUGGC
Molecule: messenger RNA, 2193 nt
Organism: Triplophysa rosa
Lineage: Eukaryota; Metazoa; Chordata; Actinopteri; Cypriniformes; Nemacheilidae
Product: heparan sulfate glucosamine 3-O-sulfotransferase 3A1
Exons: 2
Coding region: 335-1522 (395 amino acids)
Molecular function (GO): [heparan sulfate]-glucosamine 3-sulfotransferase activity
Source: RefSeq, a predicted model, not a curated record